Messenger RNA from Paracoccidioides brasiliensis Pb18, 189 nucleotides. RefSeq lists its product as uncharacterized. The coding region runs from base 1 to 189 and encodes 62 amino acids. The transcript is spliced from 2 exons. The record is from RefSeq and is a predicted model, not a curated record.
AUGAACGUAUGCAUCUUCGUAUAUUGCGGCGACUGGAAGAUCCAAAAAGACCACACUCCUUUCUACACCUGGCUAGGGAAUGCAGAAUCAGAGCUAGCAUGUGCAGAGACUAUGAAGAUACCGGAAAGCCGACAAGACAAGACCGAGGGAAGUAAUGAGGUGGGAGGGCAGGUCUUGUUGGCAUGGUAA